Chlamydomonas reinhardtii is the source of this 1106-nucleotide messenger RNA. RefSeq lists its product as uncharacterized. The record is from RefSeq and is a predicted model, not a curated record. The transcript is spliced from 2 exons. Bases 242 to 445 code for a protein of 67 amino acids. NCBI's taxonomy places the organism in Eukaryota, Viridiplantae, Chlorophyta, Chlorophyceae, Chlamydomonadales, Chlamydomonadaceae.
CUUGAAAGAACGCAACACGCACAAGCGAACAUGACGUUGUAGAGCCGAGGCCAGUGAGCUAGCACAAGCAAAAAGAAAAGCGUGAGCAUGAGCAGCGACCGCAACUGCUACGUUACCUUUGACGAGAUAACCGCGCGCCAAGCUGCGCCACUCCGGCGUCCUAAAGCUCUCAGCUGGUGUAUACGGCUGUCAGAGGCUGGGCUGGCGUAGACUGGCCGCAGACUACCAAGCGAAGGCUGCGAUGCGUUGUGAUAACGCGAACCCCAAGAGACCCACCUGGAACACAGCCAGGAACUGCCCGCGUUCGCCACUACAGUCAGCGCCGGCCGCGCCGCCAGGUCCUGCGCUGCCUCUGCAGUCGCCAGGCGCCGCCGCCGCCGCCGCCGCCGCCGCCGCCGCCGCCAGGCCUUGCACCGCCACCAUGAACAUUAAUCCAACCCCAUAGAGAUGUGCGCGGAGUGCUCUUGCGAGGGCAUAGGGCAAAGAGGAAAGAGGGCAGACAGCGGCAGCAGCUGCGAGUUUUACCUGUUGACUGGUACAGACUGGUACGGCUUGGUUACGCACAGCCGUUGGUGCACCGCGACGGCUUGCGCAGUGGUGCUGCAUGCCUCGUCCUGAUACCACCACAUGGGGUGGCGGGGAUGUCCCAGGGCCUACGUUGGGAGUGCGAUGGGACAGAGGUAAGGCAGGUUGGUAAAGUCCCGUAGGGUGCAGCUGAUUCCCAGAACCCAACAGAUGGCAAACAGUUUGCAACAGCAGGGCAGGAGUGCGCGGCUGGUCGAACGACGGAGUUACUGUACCGACGAGUUGCUGGCUGGCUGGAAGUUUGGAUGUCCCAGGGCCUACGUUGGGACCAACAGUUUGCUAGUAGAAGCCGCAUUAGUUCCGCAACACUCGUCAAUAAAGCCUGAGACCGGGCACCAGCGCACAAGCAUAGCAGCGCGCCAGCGCUGGGUGUUUGUGUGAUGGUACCCAAUUUCGUACAUGUAGCACCACUGCAUCAAUGUGAAUCCCGUAUGGGAAAGUUCCGUCCGGGGGUAAGUCGGGUAGGAGGGUAGGAAAUCCGAAAAGUUGCCGGUGGCCUCUGGUUGUAAGGGUGAGCCGGG